UUCACGAAAAUAAAUUAUCAAGAUAAAAGACUUUUCAGCUUGUUUUUCUUCGCGCAGCAGAUGCCACGUUAAUAAUCAAGGGAGUUGGGCUUGUGACAGGAUGGAUGUGGGAAGAAUUUACAAUUUUCACGCAUUUUAUUUGCUUAUCCCAUGGCUGAUAGUAGCAUUUGGAAAUGCAAUAUUACACAUGGAGCAUAGCAAACUGGGUCAUUACGUCAGAUUUGUUGAUAAGCGACUAAACGAAUCAAUUAUAGCCACGCAUCACGUGAUGUGUCACAUAGACUGCGCUAUGCUCUGCACCAGUCACCCGCGAUGCCUCUCGUUCAACCACGGAACCGUACCAGGUGGCCAAGAUGUUUGUGAACUCUUGUCCUCCGAUGGGUACAGCCAUGGAGCGUUAAACAGACUGCAGGAAAACUCUACCUUUUCCUUCUAUAGGGAAAACGAAGCCAUGGAAAGUCGGAGUUGCCUGGAUUAUCUAAAGCGAGGGAGAACAGAAGACGGAAUUUAUCUCAUCCAUACUCCAGGGGUGGGACAUCUGCACGAAGUCUUCUGUGACUUCUCCACUGAACCAGGGUGGGCGUGGACACUGCUCGUAUCCUUCGCACGGAAGCAUCGAAACAAAGACGCCUUUUGCACAGUGGGGUACACGCUAGACAGUCCAUCAAACGAAGAGACACCGAAUCUGGAAGACUUCAGAUUCUCAAAGCAACGCAUGACAGCUAUACGCGACCACUCGACGCACCUCCGAGCCACCACCAAUUACAAACCGGGGAGCGCCCUGUCGUAUAGAGACUACAUCCGCGGAAAGAUUUCCAACCUCGAUUUGACCAGUUUUACAGGAACAGAUUAUUGUAAGAAGGUAGAUUUUAUCAGUAUUCGCGGUAUUGAGGGGCGCGAUAUUCUGGUUUCUUUCUGGCAAAAUCUAAACUACCCAUUACACAUUGACCCCUCCCGUGCAACCUGCCCUUUUAAUGCAAAACAAGGAAGUCAGUAUGAUGAGAAUAACUUUGGCACUUAUUGUCUUGAUGGACAAAUGAGUACAGGGUUCAGUGGGUCGGCGACGGAGGAAAGUACCACCCAGUGGUGGUUUGGGGGCAAUGCUUAUCAUUAAAUGACCAUUUUGAAGCCCGUAACUAAGGGGGUGGUAGUGAGGGAGGGGGAAUGCUUAUCAUUAAAUGACCAUUGUUAAGCCCGUAACUAAGGGGGUGGUAGUGUGGAAGAGGAAUGCUUACCAUUAAAUGACCAUUUUGAAGCCCGUAACUAAGGGGGUGGUGGUGAGGGAGGGGAAUGCUUAUCAUUCAAUGGCCAUUUUGAAGCCCGUAACUAAGGGGGUGGUGGUGAGGGAGGGGGAAUGCUUAUCAUUCAAUGGCCAUUUUGAAGCCCGUAACUAAGGGGGGUGGUAGUGAGGGAGGGGGAAUGCUUAUUAUUAAAUGACCAUUGUUAAGCCCGUAACUAAGGGGUGGUAGUGUGGAAGAGGAAUGCUUAUCAUUAAAUGACUUUUGAAGCCCGUAACUAAGGGGGUGGUAGUGAGGGAGGGGGAAUGCUUAUCAUUAAAUGACUAUUGUUAAGCCCGUAACUAAGGGGGUGGUAGUGAGGAAGGGGGAAUGCUUAUCAUUAAAUGGCCAUUUUGAAGCCUGUAACUAAGGGGGUGGUAGUGUGGGAGGGGUCAAUGCUUAUCAUUAAAUGGCCAUUUUGAAGCCCGUAACUAAGGGGGUGGUAGUGAGGGAGGGGGAAUGCUUAUCAUUAAAUGACCAUUGUUAAGCCCGUAACUAAGGGGGUGGUAGUGAGGGAGGGGGAAUGCUUAUCAUUAAAUGGCCAUUGUUAAGCCCUUAACUAAGGGGGUGGUAGUGAGGGAGGGGGAAUGCUUAUCAUUAAAUGACCAUUGUUAAGCCCGUAACUAAGGGGUGGUAGUGUGGAAGAGGAAUGCUUAUCAUUAAAUGACCAUUUUGAAGCCCGUAACUAAGGGGAUGGUAGUGAGGGAGGGGGAAUGCUUAUCAUUAAAUGACCAUUGUUAAGCCCAUAACUAAGGGGUGGUAGUGUGGAAGAGGAAUGCUUAUCAUUAAAUGACCAUUUUGAAGCCCGUAACUAAGGGGGUGGUAGUGAGGGAGGGGGAAUGCUUAUCAUUAAAUGACCAUUGUUAAGCCCGUAACUAAGGGGGUGGUAGUGAGGGAGGGGGAAUGCUUAUCAUUAAAUGGCCAUUUUGAAGCCUGUAACUAAGGGGGUGGUAGUGUGGGAGGGGUCAAUGCUUAUCAUUAAAUGGCCAUUUUGAAGCCCGUAACUAAGGGGGUGGUAGUGAGGAAGGGGGAAUGCUUAUCAUUAAAUGACCAUUGUUAAGCCCGUAACUAAGGGGGUGGUAGUGAGGGAGGGGGAAUGCUUAUCAUUAAAUGGCCAUUGUUAAGCCCUUAACUAAGGGGGUGGUAGUGAGGGAGGGGGAAUGCUUAUCAUUAAAUGACCAUUGUUAAGCCCGUAACUAAGGGGUGGUAGUGUGGAAGAGGAAUGCUUUUCAUUAAAUGACCAUUUUGAAGCCCGUAACUAAGGGGAUGGUAGUGAGGGAGGGGGAAUGCUUAUCAUUAAAUGACCAUUGUUAAGCCCAUAACUAAGGGGGUGGUAGUGUGGGAGGGGAAUGCUUAUCAUUAAAUGGCCAUUUUUAGGCCCGUAACUAAGGGGGUGGUAGUGUGGGAGAUAAAUGCUUAUCAUAAAAUAGCCAUUGUUAAGCCCGUAACUAAGGGGAUGGUAGUGAGGGAGAGGAAUGCUUAUCAUUAAAUGACCAUUUUGAAGCCCGUAACUAAGGGGGUGGUAGUGUGGGAGGGGAAAUGCUUAUAAUUAAAUAGCCAUUUUAAGGCCCGUAACUAAGGGGGUGGUGGUGAGGGAGGGGGUGCUGUACACAGGGGAACAAAGAGGUCCGCUUUUGAGAGCAUGGACUGGGCAAGAUACCUAAAGAAAAAAAGAAAAAAUCUGUACUUUUCUAGCUUGUUGUUAGUGGACAUGUUUGGAUAUUUUUAGUAAAUCAAACACGAGUUAGUAGCAAGCCUACUUCCUACUGUAUGUUAUGCUUGAAAUAGGUGUAUGCACUUUAAGGCCUUUAAAGAACCUUUGAAUAAACAGCACUGAUCUACGUGUGAUUUUUUCUCAA
This is a messenger RNA of Nematostella vectensis (starlet sea anemone), 3136 nucleotides long. RefSeq lists its product as uncharacterized. Bases 101 to 1114 code for a protein of 337 amino acids. Lineage: Eukaryota; Metazoa; Cnidaria; Anthozoa; Actiniaria; Edwardsiidae. The record is from RefSeq and is a predicted model, not a curated record. The transcript has 3 exons. Gene Ontology annotation, molecular function: oligosaccharide binding.